Cololabis saira (Pacific saury) is the source of this 3912-nucleotide messenger RNA. RefSeq names its product USO1 vesicle transport factor (gene uso1). Lineage: Eukaryota; Metazoa; Chordata; Actinopteri; Beloniformes; Belonidae. Gene Ontology annotation, cellular component: cytoplasm; ER to Golgi transport vesicle membrane; endoplasmic reticulum. The coding region runs from base 149 to 3061 and encodes 970 amino acids. Gene Ontology annotation, molecular function: protein binding. The record is from RefSeq and is a predicted model, not a curated record. The transcript is spliced from 26 exons. Gene Ontology annotation, biological process: transcytosis; endoplasmic reticulum to Golgi vesicle-mediated transport; vesicle fusion with Golgi apparatus.
CGCGCAUGCGCGGUGUUCUCGCAUCCGGGGUCAGUUAGUGUACGUAGUGUAAGAAAAUCACAAUUGUCCUUUUUCGGACACCGGAGGCACCGGUUAGCUAUUGUUUAAACCCAGACGCGAUUCGAAUACUGCCCCAAAAGACGUCUGAAUGAGUAGCUUCAUCAAAGGAGUAAUAGGAUGGCAGGCUGCCGGGCCGCAGCCUACCGGAGCGGAGACGAUCCAGAGGUUGUGUGACAGAGUCGCCUCAUCAACACUUCUAGAAGACCGUAGAGAUGCUGUCCGGGCUCUCAAGUCCCUGUCGAAGAAAUAUCGCAUGGAAGUCGGCACGCAGGCGAUGGAGCACUUGGUUAACAUAUUGCAAACUGACAGGUCUGACUCUGAAAUCCUCGGAUAUGCUUUGGACACACUUUACAACAUCAUCUCCAAUGAUGAGGAGGAAGAGCAAGACGCAGUAAUCUCUCUCCCUGUUUCAGGGAAGAGUAAGAAUGUGUCCAUGCCUGAUGAGAAUGCCCAGAAGCAGCCAGAUGACGUCGGUGCCCAGUUUACCGAAAAGUUUAUCCAGGACCCUGAGCAUAUCACUCUCCUUCUCACUCUCUUGGAGGAGUUUGACUUCCACGUACGUUGGCCUGGGGUGAAGUUGCUGACUGCUCUCCUGAAGAGCCAGGGCGUCACGUUGCAGGGUAUCAUUCUUGUCAGCCCCAUGGGUGUUUCCAGAUUGAUGGAUCUUUUAGCAGAUUCUAGAGAAGUAAUUCGCAAUGAUGGCUUGCUGUUGCUGCAACAGCUGACCAAAGGCAACGCAGCCAUUCAGAAGAUUGUGGCCUUUGAGAACGCGUUUGAGCGUCUUCUAGAUAUCAUAACAGAAGAAGGGAGUAGUGAUGGAGGCAUUGUGGUGGAGGACUGUUUGCUGUUGCUGCUUAACUUGCUGAAGAACAACAGCUCCAACCAGAACUUCUUCAAGGAGGGCUCGUACAUCCAGAGGAUGAAGCCCUGGUUUGAGGUUGGUGAUGAUAACUCUGGCUGGUCUGCUCAGAAGGUCACUAAUCUCCACCUCAUGCUGCAGCUGGUGCGAGUGAUGGUGUCACCCGUGAACUCGCCUGGAGCUACUGCCAGCUGUCAGAAGUGCAUGUACCAGUGUGGCCUGUUGCAGCAGCUGUGCACCAUCCUCAUGGCUACUGGCGUACCUGCUGAUAUCCUCACAGAGACCAUAAACACCGUUUCAGAGGUUAUCAGGGGAUCACAGAUCAACCAGGACUACUUUGCUUCUGUCAAUGCACCUUCAAACCCUCCAAGACCCGCCAUUGUUGUGCUCCUCAUGUCCAUGGUAAACGAGAGACAACCGUUUGUACUUCGGUGUGCAGUCCUUUACUGUUUCCAGUGUUUUCUAUACAAAAACCAGAAGGGCCAGGGGGAGAUAGUGGCUACACUGCUUCCCUCCACCAUUGAUGCCAAUUCCAUUUCAGCAGGCCAGUUGCUGUGCGGAGGCCUCUUCUCCGCGGACUCUCUUUCCAACUGGUGUGCUGCGGUGGCCUUGGCUCAUGCCCUGCAGGACAACCUCACUCAGAAGGAGCAGCUGCUGAGGGUCCAGCUUGCCACCAGCCUGGGCAAGCCCCCCGUCUCCCUGCUGCAGCAGUGCACCAACAUCCUGUCUCAGGGUGAUAAGAUCGUCCGGCGGGGCAGUAAAGUUCAGACCAGGGUGGGCCUCCUCAUGCUGCUGUGUACGUGGAUCAGUAACUGUCCGAUUGCAGUCACACACUUUCUGCACAAUCAGGAUAAUGUUCCCUUUCUGACCGCUCAGAUCUCUGAAAAUUUGGGUGAAGAUGAAAGGCUGGUGCAGGGCCUGUGCGCGCUGCUGCUCGGUAUCUGCAUCUAUUAUAAUGACAACUCACUGGAAAACUACACCAAAGAGAAACUAAAACAACUGAUUGAGAAACGCAUUGGAAAGGAAAACUUCGUAGAGAAGCUCGGCUUUAUAACCAAGCAUGAACUCUACUCACGGGCGGCCCUAAAGCCACAACCUGUCUUCCCGUCUCCAGAGCAGAUGCUCUUCGACCACGAGUUCACCAAGCUGGUCAAAGAACUGGAGGGUGUGAUAACCAAAACAAUUCACAAAUCCAGUGAGGAAGACCAGAAGGAAGAGGAGGUGAAGAAGACAUUGGAGAACCAUGACAAUAUCGUAACUCAGUACAAAGACCUGAUCAGAGAGCAGGAUACUCAGAUCCAGGAGCUGAAAGAGAAAGUAGAAUCGAUGACCACUCAGAACGAACAGAUGACGACUACAGUCACCCAGCAGCUGUCCCAGAUCCAGCAGCACAAAGACCAGUACAACAUAUUAAAGUUGAGAUUAGGUAAGGAGAGCCAGUCUAACAACCAGGGAGACGCCGCUCAGGUGAAUGGGCUGCAGACGGAAGAGCUCUCCCAGCUCAGAGAGGAGUUGGAGGAGCUUCACAAGCAGCACACUCUACUUCAGACACAACUCACGGACAAAGAUGCACAGAUCAACACCUUGAAGUCGGCAGCACAGACAGCAGAGAGUCCUGCAGCUGGAUCGGACAACACAGAGCUGGUCCAGGAGCUGGAGGCUUUAAAAAGUCAGGUUCAGUCACAGUUGGCAGAAAUCAGCCAACUGAAGACCGAGAGACAGGAGAUGCUCAGAAAAGCUGAAGCUGGGUCCUCUGAUACAGUCUCUGCCAGUGACAGCUCAAUAGACGCCACGAAAAUGGCAGAACUCGAAAAGCGACUUGCAGUACAGACAUCUGAGACAGAGAGGCUGAAGGAGGGCCGGGCAGAGCUGGAGCAGCAGCUGGCUUCAGCCACCAGCACAGUGGCCAUCCUGCAGAAUGAGAAGGCAAAGCUGCAAACUGAGGUCCAAGAGUCCAAGAAGGAGCAGGACGACCUGCUGAUGCUGCUGGCCGACCAGGACCAGAAGAUCUACAGCCUCAAACAGAGACUCAAAGACCUGGGAGAGACGACUGUGACACUUUCCUUACAGGUGGAAGAUGACGAUGACAUUGACACCAGGGACCAGACAACAGACGACGAUGAGGAUGAAGAUGAGGACUAGCUGACAACACUGGAUGGAGAAAAAAAAAGAGAGAAAGAUAUCUGAAUUUGUCUGCCGGGAGGCAAGAAAAGACUGCGGACACACACCUGAGAAACGGAAGAAUAGGACUAAUAUAUGUCGAAACAGUUUCUGCUCCCAGUCGCCAUGCUGUCUUCAUUUUUUGACACUGUCAAAUCACUUGUGCGUGUUUAGUUUUUGAACAUUUGUUUUUGUUCAAGCUGACGUUCUUUCCAGCAGUUCAGUUGAACUUGUCAGUGCAUUCAUCUCUGCCAGGUCUCCCAUCAGUUUCAUGGUAGACUAUACCAGUCUUGUGUUUAUUGUAACGUCACGUAGACUCUAAUCACAAAAGAAAAGCUAGGAUGAUUUUGACACACGAGUCAUCAGAAAAAAAUAGAGGGGAAGAUUAUAAAAAGUAGCAUAGCGCAGCUAUAAACAGAAGUGGUAUAAGUGAUAUCACCAACGAGCUCCUCGGGCUGUUGCUUUCCCAUCCUGCAUCACUGCUUGCACCAGUAAGCUGCACCUGCCGCAUCACAUCCACCUGCAACAUGUCACUGUGCUUCACCCCUGAUUCGUCUGCCUUCACAGUCAGUAUGAGUUGGCUGUACAGUAUUUAACACUCAGACUCGACGGCUCAACCCAGCCGCUCUGCAAUAUGCUGCAAAACACGAUAAAAAAACAUGUAAAGACAAAAAUUACAUAUUUUUGCAACUUUUGGUCCAGUACUGGCAUCCAGCUUCUGUAUGAUAUAGUGUAACUUAUCAAUUUAAGAACCACCUUGAAAUGAAUAAAGAAUCUAUCUGUAUGCCGUAUGGAGGGAUAUUUGUUGAUAAAUUAAAUUUUACUAAAUCCAC